AGGUGGCCAAGAGAGAGGGGGCUGGAUGUCACAGUUGGUGGAUACUGGAGGGGGAGCUCAGUGACGGGACCUGGGUGUGGCUGCCUAAUCCCAACCUUCCCUGGGACCAGAGAGCGUGCACUGGUUCCCAGCUUCCUGGCUUCUAAGGCAGCUGCCCUUCUUUUCAUUCUGGCUGGGACUCAAAAAGAAGGCGUGAAUGGGGCGCGGCCUGGAUCGGCAUCUCCCCAUCUGUCACCGCCAUAACCAAUCUGCAAUAAACCUCCUUCUUUUCUUCGGGGCAGGACCUCCUUGCCUCCAGCCUCCUGGCUGGACAGUACCACAUCAUUAACAUGACAGUCUGAUAGUUUUAGGCUGCUGCUGCUGCUGCUGGAGGCCUCAGUCUCUCUUCAAGCCGCUGUCAAAGCAAUGAUGCAGGAAUCCUACAGAGGACACCAUGACUGAAGAUAUAUGGGUGGGCUCCUGGCGGCCCCACCACCCUCGGGGGCCCAUCAUGGCCCUGUAUACCAGCCCAGGCCCCAAGUACAUGAUCCCAGGAACCACAGGUUUUGUGAAGCACACCCCAACCAAGCCGAGGGCCCCAGCCUACAGCUUCCGUGGGGCCCCCAUGGUCCUGUCAGACAACUACUCCCCUGGACCCCGCUACAGUGUGAAUCCCAAGAUGCUCCGGACGGGCAAGGACAUGGGCCCUGCCUACUCUAUCCUAGGGCGUUACCAGACCAAGACUGUCACGACGCCAGGCCCUGGAGAAUACUCUCCGGAGAAAUCCAUCAAAUAUGUAUUCAACUCAGCGCCCAGCCACUCCAUCUCUGCCAGGACCAAGUCCUUCCGUGUGGACAGCACCCCAGGUCCAGCGGCAUACAUGCUGCCAAUGGUGAUGGGGCCGCACACUGUGGGCAAAGUCUCCCAGCCCUCCUUCUCCAUCAAGGGCCGGAGCAAGCUGGGGGGAUUCAGCCAGGACCUUCACAAGACUCCAGGCCCUGCCGCCUAUCGACAGACCGAUAUCCAGGUGGUGAAGUACAAGGCCCCACAGUAUACCAUGGCUGCCCGAAUUGAGGCAGUAGGAGAUAAGACGAUGAAGCCAGGCCCAGGCGCUCACAGCCCAGAGAAGGUGACAAUGAACAAACCCAGCGCCCCUUUCCUCAGUUUCGGGAUCAAACAUUCCGACUACAUGACUCCUCUCAUUCUGGAUGUGGAGUAAACCUUUCCCCAUGCCUGGGGGUAAGGUGCUCUGGCUGCCUCCCAGACUCCAUCAUGAUCCUUCUGACCACAAAUUUGCCUUUUAACUGAGGGAGACGCUCUUCAGGUGAUCAGAGAGUUCUCCUUCUUUCAAUCAAGUGACAGUGUUGGCCAUGCUGGGCACCCUGGACCAGAGCCACGCAUGCUCAGAAACUGUGAAUGUCAUUUAUUUUUUUUCUAUGACAGAGUGUAUGUUUAUUAUUCGUGCUUCCUGCUGUGCCUGGAUGUUUAAUAAAUCACCCAUUAU
Molecule: messenger RNA, 1483 nt
Organism: Phascolarctos cinereus (koala)
Lineage: Eukaryota; Metazoa; Chordata; Mammalia; Diprotodontia; Phascolarctidae
Source: RefSeq, a predicted model, not a curated record